Messenger RNA from Frieseomelitta varia, 4842 nucleotides. RefSeq lists its product as uncharacterized. The record is from RefSeq and is a predicted model, not a curated record. The transcript has 3 exons. Bases 1186 to 2667 code for a protein of 493 amino acids. Lineage: Eukaryota; Metazoa; Arthropoda; Insecta; Hymenoptera; Apidae. Gene Ontology annotation, biological process: regulation of transcription by RNA polymerase II; embryonic morphogenesis. Gene Ontology annotation, cellular component: nucleus. Gene Ontology annotation, molecular function: RNA polymerase II transcription regulatory region sequence-specific DNA binding; DNA-binding transcription factor activity, RNA polymerase II-specific.
UGGAGUGGUUCGCAUUGGCCGAGGACAGGACACGGUACCGGUUCCACGGGUUUCGCGGGGGCGGCGCGCCACGGCGGCAAGCACCGCGACGCCGGCCGCCAACCGGGAAGAGAGAGAGAACGCCUCGCAGAGGCCGCAGCCGCAGCCGAGCUGGUAAUCAGUGUCGUUUCCGCGCCAGCGCUGGCCACCACGCGACAGAUUACGCAGAUUACGUCUGUGCGACCAUCCUCCCCCUCCCCCCCGCCCCCGCCCGUCGCGCGUAACCGACACCACCGCUUGUGACACACCGCCGCCGGGUUGUGACAGUGCGACCACGGAUCCUAGCUUUCGGCGUCCGAAACGGGCAGACAAGCUGGCGGCUGAACGUUCGUUCGUGACUGAUACCUCGCGCGAGUAUUCUGACAGCGGGGGAGUGAUGAAGUUGACAAGUGUUUUGGUUCUUCGCCGUACCGACUGAACGUCACCGAGGCUUUGGAGAAUCACAGACUAGAUUGUAGAUUGUAGAUCGAUACCGAAAGACAGACCAGAGAGAGAAGAAACCGUGAGAGUUUGCGAGCGAUAAUGUUGGGCGCUUAGGCCGAGGAGAAGGUCGAAUCGUCAUGCCGGUCUCGUAAGGGUACGUGCUGCGUGUGAUACUUUAACGGGACGAUCCGCUGGUGCCGGCUCGGUCGGUCCACGGCGAUGCGGCGGAUUCCGAGAAUAACGGGCUUGGGAGUCGUUCAUCGAAUGCCAGCCCGUGAACGUUCCCGAUGAUCCUGCCGAGUAUCGAAGGCUUGCGAGUUGCGAUAAACGACGAUCCGACGACGAUGACGUUGGACGCAACGCACUGACGAUUGAAAACCGAGAGAAGCAGAGAACGAUGACAGCGUCGAUGGAUCGAUACUAAACGUGACAGUGGAAGAAACCAAGGUUUAAUCAAGGAUUAAGUGAUCAAUCUUGCUCGUUGAUGACGAGAUAACCGAGUCAAACGUUGGAAUACGCGAUACAAGUGACUGACGCCGAGAUCUUGCAGAGACGUUUACGAAACCGCAACCGUUUCGAAUUAUUCGUGAAAAUUAAGCAGCGUCGUGAGAAUCUCGAGAGGAACCACCGAACCACGAGACAGCUCCACGAUCCUCGUUCUCGAAGACUCGAGAAUUCGGUGGAGGGGAAAAACGAGAGGAGAAAGGAAGAAAGUGGAUCGGCAUGAGUAGCAGCGAGGGCGUGGUGACGGGCCAGGGUACCGGAAACGAUCGCCUCUGCGAGGACGUCGACAUGGCAACUUCGACGUCCGCGUCGUCGAACCUGAAGCCGCGUAGCGGCAAGAUCAGCUUCAGCGUCGACUCGCUGCUGAGCGAUAUGAAGAAGACUGGCGUCACCGGCGGCGCGUUCGCCGCUCGUCGAGAUAACGACGACCGAACGGACACCGAGAAGAACCUGGACAUGGAGACGAGAUAUCGCGAGCUGCUUCUCGAACAGCAGAGACUUCAAAGCCGCGAGCUGCUGGCCAGGCUGAGCCCGCACGGUCUGGCGUUCGCGAAUCAUCAUCACCAUCAUCAUCACCCGUCGAGCAGAGUGGAUCAGGAUCAUCCGUCGGCUGGCCGGCAGGAGAUCCUCACCGUGAAGGAUUUCUCGAGGACGAGCAGCCACGACAAGUCGUCGUCGCCGAUUAGAAUAGACCAGGAUGUGCAGAGGGAUCGGGACGAUCGGCGAUUGUCGAGCGGUUCGCCAACGGCCAACAGAAUCGCCGAGUCGAUGAUCCAGAGGGAACGCGGCCAGGAAGAGGACGAGAGGGUCGAGAGGAUCGCGAGCGAUCCGCGAUCGGUGUCGCCGAUCAGUAGACGAGAGAUGAUGGACGAUAGAAGCGACUCGGAGGCGAAUCGUUCGCUGGAAGGCGACAGAACCGGCGAUCACCUGGACCUGGAGGAUCAAGAGAUCAGAAGCGUGGGCCAGUCGGAGGAUUUGAACGUGAUGGACUCGGACUGCGAGCUGGAGAGGGAGCUGGACAACAAUCAGGAGAAGGAGGAGAAGUCGAGUCCGGUAGUGCCUCAGCCGAUUCAUCCGGGUGUUCAGAGGCCGUCACAGGGGCCGCCUUACCUCGCCGGUGCACCCGGUGCACCCGGCUGGAAUCCCGCGGGAUUCCCACAUUCUCUUGCGGGCUUCGCGUGGCUGCCCCCACCCCCGCAUCCCCACAAUCCUCACGGGCAUCUUUACACACCUCACGGAGGGCCAACUAGUCCGAAUGGCGACCUGAGGCUGCCAGGACCGGGGCCAGGGCCGGUCAGGUGCACCCUGAGGAAGCACAAGCCGAAUCGGAAGCCGAGGACGCCGUUCACCACGCAGCAGCUGCUCUCCCUGGAGAAAAAGUUUCGCGAAAAGCAGUACCUAACGAUCGCCGAACGGGCGGAAUUCUCGUCGUCCCUUCACCUCACGGAAACGCAGGUGAAAAUCUGGUUUCAAAACAGACGGGCGAAGGCGAAGCGGCUGCAGGAAGCAGAGAUCGAGAAGCUGAGGCUUUCGGCGAGGCCGUUGUUACACCCGAGUUUCGGCUCUGGCCUGAUGUUCUCCGGAGUGGGGCCUCCCGGAACACCAGGAGUGCCUCCCUUCAUCGCGGCGGCCAUGGCUAGGCACACCCAUGUCGCGGCCGCGGCAGCCAUGUUCAUGGGGCCCCCUGGACACAGGCCUUAAUAAGGCAGAGUCGAGCUGCCAAGAGCCCAAGUCGCUCGUACCUUGGCCAGUCUGCUUCUUCCGCACUGGCGAACCGCGCAAGAAACCUCUCUCGUUGCGAGAUUCAAUCAAGCUCGCUGAAUCGACUGAACUACCGGCGGCUCGUCUGAUUUCGUUAGAAGAGAGAGAGAGAGAGAGAGAAAGGGUUCAAUGGAACUGAUCAUGGUGUAACUCGAUGAUCGAAAGGUGGAAACAACAAAGACUGGAGGAGUCUGUGAUGAUUCGUAAAAUGGUGACGGGUUUGGAGAAUCAAGGUUGAAGUUCCGAGUGAAUGAAAUUGCUGGAAAAGAGGAAGCGCGCUGCCUUUACCGAGACAAAACAAUUUACCGAGAUAAAACAAAAAGGCAAACUGAGAAAACGAGCGUCUCUGGAAUCCGUGGUAACGAAUAGUGAUCUGUGACCGUGGCCAGCGACAGAAAAGAAAAAUAGAAUAACGCUAGAGGCGAGAAGUUUUCCAUCAGAUACGCAAAUUCAACAACAACCGUAACCUGUGUUCCAUUUCGAAAUAAGUUCCGGGCCAAAAUCAGUGAUUUUAAUUUACGUUCGGUGAACAUUCGACAAAAUUCCCACUUUCCGGUUCUCGUGUCUCGAUUGAGAAGCCUUCGCUCACGCGACAAAAUAAUUUCGGUGAAACUAUAUCGAAGAUCUCGACGAAGCCGCGAUCUUCAAGCCCGUCACCUUCUGGCGAACCUCGAAAUCGAAGAAAUCGAUCUCGUUCUCUCCCCCCGUCGAGCCUCAAUGAAAGCUAAUUCAGUGACAAGUGAUCCGGCACGGACGCGGUGGAAAUUGUAAACGGCGUGAGUUUCGAAGCGCGACACGUGAACGCGCGAUGUUCGUCGCUCGUCGUAGAAAGCGACGAAAGAGUUCAGCUCCGGCGUUCUCGCGAAACGAUAAAUCGACGGUGACUUUUACCCGCCGCCAGAUCGUUCUGGCCGGGGCCAGAAACGUGAGACACCGAGAGCUCCAGUCUCUCUUUUAUUUCUUUCUUUUUCUCUCUCUCUCUCUCUCUUCUUUCUACUUUCGCGCGUCCUCGUGCCGCGGCACGAAUGAUUUCGUUCCACGCGAAACAGACUCUCUGGGGCGGUAAAUAAAUCCUAGAUUAACUCGAUGCUGACGAACGACUCCCGUCGUUGAUAUCACCGCUGCGGUUUCGAUAGGUUUUCGUCCUUCUGAAUUCUCGAUUUUAGUUUAAUAGUUUAAUAGUGGGAAUUUGUGCUCGAUUUAUAUUUAAAUUAAAAUGGAGGUCUUCGAAUAUAAUGGCAUCAAAUUCUUUUAAAAUUAACGAAGUAGUUAAAAUUUGUGGUCAAUUUGUAUGAAACUAAAAUGGAAGUCAGUUCUUCUUUGCAAUUUUUGUAACACGAUAAGAUAACAGAGAAUCGCACAAGUCUUCGAAUAUAAUGGUAUCAAGUUGUUUUAAAAUUAACAAAGUAGUUAAAAUUUGUGCUCAAUUUAUAUCAAAUUAAGAUGGAAGUCAGUUCUUCUUUGCAAUUUUGGAAACACGAUAAGAUAACAGAGAAUCGCACAAGUCUUCGAAUAUAAUGGUGUCAAAUUGUUUUAAAAUUAACAGAAUAGUUAAAAUUUGUGCUCAGUUUGUAUCAAAAUAAAAUGGAAGUUCUUCUUUGCAAUUUUGGAAACACGAUAAGAUAACAGAGAAUCGCACAAGUCUUUGAAUGUAAUAAUAUCAAAUUGUUUUAAAAUUAACAAAAUAGUUAAAAUUUGUGCUCAGUUUGUAUCAAACUAAAAUGGAAGUCAGUUCUUCUUUGCAACUUUGGAAACACACAGUGAGAUAACAGAAAAUCGCACAACACAAUGGCACCAAAUUGUUUUAAAUUUAAGAAAAUAGUCAAAAGUUGUUCGUCCGCCUAUCGAGCCUGAUCGCGACUGCAUUUAGAACGCAUUUUUUUCAAGGCGUCUGAUCUCAGUGAAAAGGGUGGGGGAGAAGAGAAAAUGGCACGAAACCAAUGUACAUAUAUUGUAAAUAAGCCUGUAUCGAAUCGCGUGAGUGUACGUAUGUAUAUAUAAAUAUUAAUAUAUCGACGCGUGUACAGGACGUUCGAGUUCCGAUUAAUCGCGAUGCGAAUGAAGGAGAAAACGCGAAAAACGAGAACCGGGGCCGACCGACGAGAAAGAGUAGAA